Molecule: messenger RNA, 887 nt
Organism: Cylicocyclus nassatus
Lineage: Eukaryota; Metazoa; Nematoda; Chromadorea; Rhabditida; Strongylidae
Source: the annotation of a GenBank genome assembly
AUGCAGAUUUAUCUUGCAGCACUACGAGCUACGAUCAAUCCGCCUCUGCAAGAUCUCGCGGAACUUGUUGUCAUUGCGUCACUUCUUCAACGUCCACAUCCGUCAUUUCUGUCUUUCGUCACAUCUCACAUCGUUACGCAACUGGCACAUGCCAGUUGUCGCAUGUGGUUCUACAUAACUAUAGGAAUCCUUUUUGGCUACACUAUCGUGCUAGUAGUAUUUUUCAUGGGCUGGUGUACGCUUGCGCCAACAUGGUGUCAUCCACGUAAAGGGAUCCCUUUCAGUGCGGUAAAAUCACCGCGAAGGAACACAAAAUACGUCGAGAUCGACUCUGUUUCCUCUAGUAUUUACAGUACAUCACUGGACAUGCCUGAGCCAUUACCGCAAAAGUGUGCUUAUGCAAAUCGAGGUUUUGAUGAGAAAAAGCACUCUCUGUAUCUUCCUGCCAUUCCUCAUAAGUAUAAUGACUACCUCCACCCGAAGUACUCCUUACCACCAGUCAAAAUUGACAUCGGAAAUGUUCAGUGGGAAUUUGAACAACUUCUUCGCACGCCCGGACGAGCUGUGCGCACCAUCGUCAGCAAAAAUCCACCGUAAUAAUGCCUAAAGCUUUAAGUUGCGAACAUGACUGACAUAUCUUGCUAUGUACGGACGCACUAUGGUACACACCUUUCUCGAAUUGCUCCUUGUAGGACCUGAUGUUUUUCUUGCUAGACAAGAGGAAAAUUUCUUGCGGGUUGCACAAACUUCCUUAAAUAGGAAGCACCUUCUGUUGAUUAGGACGUAGAGUUUGUUCGUUAUCUCCUAAGAGAGCUCGUUCAAUGAUCUCUGUCUUUGUUAUUGUUUCCGACGAACUAGCAAGCAUUCUUAAUGCUUUCCUUGCGUAG